UGCUCACGCCCCAACAUGUGCACUUGUCCAAGCGGUCACAUUGCCCCAACCUGUGCGACCAAAUCCCCUCAGCAGUGCAGUAUCAGGUGUAUGAAUGGCGGAGCCUGUGCUGAGGACCACUGCCAGUGUCCGAAGGGCUACACAGGAGCCCACUGUGGACAACCCGUCUGUGAGAGGCAGUGCCAGAAUGGCGGGCGCUGCAUCGGGCCGAGCCGGUGCGCCUGUGUCUACGGCUUCACUGGGCCCCAGUGUGAGAGAGACUACCGCACAGGGCCCUGCUUCACCCAGGUCAACAACCAGAUGUGCCAGGGCCAGGUGAGUGGCAUCGUCUGCACCAAGACGCUGUGCUGUGCCACCGUGGGCCGAGCCUGGGGCCACCCGUGCGAGAUGUGUCCAGCGCAGCCUCAGCCCUGCCGACGCGGCUUCAUCCCCAACAUCCGCACCGGGGCCUGCCAAGAUGUUGACGAGUGCCAGGCCAUCCCGGGGCUGUGCCAAGGAGGCAACUGCAUUAACACUGUGGGCUCGUACGAGUGCAAGUGCCCAGCUGGUCAUCGUCAGAACGAAGCCAAUCAGAAGUGUGAAGAUGUGGACGAGUGUACGGUCAUCCCACGCGUGUGCGACGGUGGCCGGUGCGUGAACACGGUGGGCAGCUACUCCUGUGUGUGCCCUGCCGGCCUGGUGCCCUCCGGAGACAAGACCCGCUGCCUCGACCAGCACUCGGGCCUGUGCUUCUCUGGACUGCUGAGUGGCCGCUGCACCCAGGAGCUGCCGGGCCGCUUCAGUAAGGCCCAGUGCUGCUGCGAUGCUGGACGCUGCUGGGCCAGAGGCAACCUGCCAGAGCUCUGCCCCGUCCCCGGCUCCGGUCCUGGAUCAGUUCUGUUCUGGACGGUAAUGCAGGAUAAUGGGCUGGAAUUCGAGGACCGCGCUGCCUGCAUCAGCGCCGAGGCGCACCAGAGACUGUGUCAGGAGGGAGCUCCGGUGCGGCCGUACCCAGAGGGGGAUCCAGUGAUCGUGGGCGGCCGAGUGCCCUACCCCCAGGGCCCCAAAGAGUACGACCCCACGCUCAAUGGCCGCAGGGUCAACGGAAAUGGACACCCCUACCCCCAGACCCCGGUGAAUGGGAACGGCCACAGGAGGCACCCCGUCAAUGGCAAUGGUCACCAAAUACCCCAACAGUAUGACUAUGCGACUCUGAACCAGACAGUGGACUACUGCAGACAGGUGCCGAAUCUGUGCAUUAACGGACGCUGCAUCUCUGUGGCGUCGAGCUACCGCUGCGAGUGUAACAAGGGCUACAUGCAAGAUGUCAGAGGAGACUGCAUAGAUUUUGACGAGUGUGCGUCGGACCCCUGCUCUAACGGCGACUGCGUCAACACCCCUGGCUCCUACUACUGCAAAUGCCACGCAGGCUUCCUCAGGACCCCCACCAAGCAGACGUGCAUAGACAUCGACGAGUGCCUGCACAACGGGGUGCUGUGCAACAACGGGCGCUGCCUGAACACGGAGGGCACCUUCCAGUGCAUCUGCAACGCAGGCUUCCAGCUCACCCCCGACAGAAGGAACUGCGUGGACCAUGACGAGUGCGCAACCACCAACAUGUGUCUCAACGGCAUGUGCAUCAACGAGGACGGCAGCUUCAAGUGCAUCUGCAAACCGGGAUUCACGCUGGCCUCCAGUGGACGCUACUGCAUAGAUAUUGAUGAGUGCCAGACUCCAGGCAUGUGUAUGAACGGUCGCUGUGUGAACACCGAUGGCUCCUUCCGCUGUGACUGUAUGGCAGGGCUUGCUGUCAGCACGGAUGGACGGUCUUGCGUAGACACACACAUGCGCAGCACCUGCUACGGAGGCAUCAGGAAAGGCGUGUGCGUUCGGCCAUUCCAAGGAGCGGUCACCAAGUCCGAGUGCUGCUGCGCCAACGCCGAUUACAGCUUCGGCGAGCCUUGCCAACCCUGCCCGGCCAAGAAUUCAGGAGAAUUCCAGGCGUUGUGUGGAAGUGGCAUCGGCUUCUCAGUAGAUGGGACAGACAUUAACGAGUGUGCGCUGGACCCUGACAUCUGCGUCAACGGCGUGUGUGAGAACCUGAGGGGAAGCUACCGCUGCAUCUGCAACGUGGGCUACGAGACCGACGGCAGCGGCAGGAACUGCGUGGACAUUGACGAGUGCCUGGUGAACCGGCUGCUGUGUGACAACGGCAUGUGCCGGAACGUUCCGGGGAGCUACACCUGCACCUGUCCAAAGGGCUACCUAUUCAGGCAGGAAUCGGAGACGUGCGAAGAUGUGAAUGAGUGCGAGAGCAAUCCGUGUGUCAACGGAGUGUGUAAGAACAAUGCUGGCUCCUUCGCCUGCGAGUGCUCGCCAGGCAGCAAGAGGGACUCCACAGGCCUCAUCUGCAUCGACAGCCUAAAAGGCACCUGCUGGCUCAACAUCCAAGAUGGCCGCUGCGAGGUCAACAUCAACGGCGGCACGCUGAAGUCCGAGUGCUGUGCCACCCUGGGCGCCGCCUGGGGCAGCCCCUGCGAGCAGUGCGAGAUCGAUCCUGUUUGCUCCAGAGGGCUUGCUCGUCCAAAAGGGGUCACAUGUGAAGAUGUGAACGAGUGUGAGGUGUUCCCUGGCGUGUGUGUUAACGGCCGCUGCGUGAACACCCACGGCUCUUUCAAGUGCCAGUGUCCCGAGGGCCUGACCCUGGACUCCACCGGACGCCUCUGUGUCGAUGUCCGCUCGGAGCACUGUUACCUGACCUACGACGAGGACACUUGCGCUCAGCCCGUGUCCGGAAGGUUCCGGAUGGACGCCUGCUGCUGCACGCUGGGCGCCGCCUGGGGGAAGGAGUGCGAGGCGUGCCCAGAGGCCGGGCAGCGCGAGUACGACCUCCUCUGCCCGCGAGGACCCGGCUUUGCCAACCGAGGCGACGUUCUCACCGGGAGACCCUUCUACAAGGACAUCAACGAGUGUAAAGUGUUCCCCAGUAUCUGCACCCAUGGCAAAUGCCGCAACACCAUCGGCAGCUUCAGGUGUCGCUGUGACAACGGCUUCGCCCUGGACAUGGAGGAGCGCAACUGCACUGAUAUUGAUGAGUGCCGUAUCUCACCGGACCUGUGUGGUCAUGGCACCUGUGUGAACACGCCUGGCAGCUUCGAGUGCGAGUGCUUCGACGGCUACGAGAGCGGCUUCAUGAUGAUGAAGAACUGCAUGGACAUUGACGAGUGUGAGCGGAACCCCGGCCUGUGCCGCGGAGGCGAGUGUGAGAACACCGACGGCAGCUACGAGUGUGUGUGUCCACACGGACAUCAGUUGUCUACAGACGGGAAUGCUUGCGAGGAUGUGAACGAGUGUGAGCUGAGCUCCACCCUGUGUCGAUACGGCGAGUGUGUGAACGUGGUGGGCACCUAUCGCUGCACCUGCCACACCGGCUACCAACCCACACCUGACCAACAGGGAUGCACAGACAUUGACGAGUGCACCAUCGAGAACGGUGGCUGUGAUGUGCACUGCACCAACUCGGAGGGCAGCUACCAGUGCAGCUGUGCCUCAGGCUAUGCCCUCAUGCCCGACCAGAGGAGCUGCGCCGAUGUGGAUGAAUGUGAGGAGGAGCCAGGCAUCUGUGACGGAGGGCAGUGCACCAACCUCCCCGGGGAGUACCACUGUCUGUGCUUCGACGGCUUCAUGGCGUCCCUGGACAUGAAGAGCUGCAUAGAUGUGAACGAGUGUGAGCUGAACACCAACCUGUGCUUGUUUGGAGAGUGUGAGAACACCAAGGGCUCCUUCAUUUGCCACUGUGACGUGGGCUACUCUGUCAAGAUCGGCACGUCAGGCUGCACAGAUGUGGACGAGUGCGAGGUGGACGCCCACAACUGUGACGCCCACGCCACCUGUGUCAACACCCCGGGGGGCUUCCACUGCUCCUGUCGCGACGGCUGGCUGGGCAACGGGGUCAAUUGUGUCGACCUUGACGAGUGCACCAAUGAGACGCACCACUGCAGUGCCAGCGCUGAGUGUUUGAACACACCUGGCUCCUACCGCUGCAGCUGCACGCCGGGCUUCACUGGAGAUGGCAUCACCUGCUCAGACAUGGAUGAGUGUGCUGAGAAUGUGAACCUGUGUGAGAACGGCCAGUGUCUGAACGUACCAGGAGGCUACCGCUGUGAGUGUGAGAUGGGCUUCGUCCCUGCCCCUGACAGCAAGACCUGCCAAGACAUUGACGAGUGCACAUUCCAUAGCAUCUGUGUGUUUGGCAAAUGCAAGAACCUCCCCGGAAUGUUCCGUUGCAUCUGUGACGACGGCUAUGAGCUGGAUCGCUCUGGAGGAAACUGCACAGAUGUGGACGAGUGCAUGGACCCUAUAAACUGUGUGAAUGGCCUCUGUGUAAACGUCCCUGGAUCGUAUGAAUGUAACUGCCCAAAUGACUUUGAGCUCAACCCCACCGGAGUCGGCUGUGUCGACACUCGCGUGGGCAACUGUUUCCGGGAGGCGACUCCUCGCGGGCGGGGCAGCCUGUCGUGCAGCGUGGAGGUGGGGGUGGGCGUGAGCCGCUCCUCCUGCUGCUGCUCCCUGGGCCGGGCCUGGGGAAACCCCUGUGAACUCUGCCCCCCCAUCAACUCCUCGGAGUACAACACCUUGUGUCCAGGUGGAGAGGGCUUCAGGCCUAAUCCCAUCACCAUCAUACUGGAAGAUAUUGAUGAGUGCCAGGAGUUGCCAGGCCUUUGCCAGGGUGGUAACUGUGUGAACACCUUUGGGAGUUUCCAGUGUGACUGUCCUCCUGGCUACUACCUCAAUGUGGGCAACCGCAUCUGUGAAGACAUCGAUGAAUGUGUGGUCAACCCGGGCAUCUGCGGACCUGGCACCUGCUAUAACACCCUAGGCAACUACACCUGUGUGUGCCCACAGGAGUACAUGCAGGUCAACGGGGGCAACAACUGCAUGGACAUGAGGAAGAGUCUCUGUUACAGGAACUAUAAUGGCACAGUGUGUGAGAACGAGCUGGCCUUCAACCUGACCCGCAGGCUCUGCUGCUGCUCCUACAACGUGGGCAAGGCCUGGAACAAGCCCUGCGAGGCCUGCCCCACCCCCGCCACAGAUGAGUAUCGCGUUCUCUGUGGGAACAUAGUGCCAGGGUUCAAGCUGGAUAUUGAAACUGGUAAAGCCAUAGACAUCGAUGAGUGUCGGGAGAUCCCUGGCAUCUGUGCCAACGGUGUUUGCAUCAACCAGAUCGGAAGUUUCCGCUGCGAGUGCCCCACGGGUUUCAGCUACAACGACCUCCUGCUCGUGUGUGAGGACAUUGAUGAGUGCAGCAGUGGUGAGAUUCUGUGCCAGAGGAACGCCGACUGCAUCAACAGUCCCGGGAGCUACCGCUGCGAGUGCUCCGAGGGCUUCAACCUCUCCCCCACCGGGGCCUGCAUGGACCGGAACGAGUGCUUGGAGAUCCCCAACGUCUGCAGCCAUGGCGAGUGCAUGGACGUCGACGGCGGCUACGAGUGCCUGUGCCACAACGGCUUCAGGGUGUCCAUCAACCGGCGGAUGUGCCUGGACAUCGACGAGUGUGUGCGUCAGCCUUGUGGAAAUGGCACAUGCAAGAACACCGUGGGCUCCUUCAACUGCCUGUGUCACCCCGGCUUUGAGAUCACGCACAACAAUGACUGCACAGACAUCGAUGAGUGCACGACGUCAUACGGUCAGAUCUGUCGGAACGGCCGCUGCAUCAACAGCAUCGGCUCGUUCCAGUGUCUGUGUGACGAGGGCUACGAGCCCAAUCUGGACGGCAAGAACUGCGUUGAUGUGAACGAGUGUGUCAUCCUGCCGGGAACCUGUGCUCCUGGAACCUGUCAGAACCUGGACGGGUCAUUCCGCUGCAUCUGCCCCGAAGGUUACAGGGUGCAGAACGAACACUGUGUAGAUGUCAAUGAGUGUGUGGAAGAUCCGAACAUCUGCCUGUUUGGGACCUGUUUCAACAAUCCUGGCAGCUUUGAGUGUGUUUGCAAGCCUGGGUUCAUCCUGUCGGAGAACGGACGCAGAUGUUAUGAUAAGCGGGAGAGCUACUGUUUCACGCGCUUCGAGAACGGCAAGUGCUCGCUCCCGCAGGCCUUCAACACCACCAAGGCUAAGUGCUGCUGCAGCAACAUGCCCAAGGAGGGCUGGGGGGACCCCUGUGAGCUCUGCCCCAAGGAAGGCGAUGCUGGAUUCAAGGAUCUCUGUCCAUUUGGCUGUAUAAUCCCCGGCUUUGACGACUCGCGUAUCGACCUGAAUGAAUGUGUGGAGAAUCCAGGCAUCUGCUACAACGGCCACUGUAUCAACACUGACGGCUCCUUCCGCUGUGAAUGUCCUAUGGGCUACACACUCAACUACACCGGCGUGCACUGUAUUGACGUUGAUGAGUGUUUGGUGGGAAACCCAUGCGGUAACGGCACCUGCACCAACGCGAUCGGGGGCUUCGAGUGCACCUGUGAGGAUGGCUUUGAACCAGGACCCAUGAUGACUUGCGAAGACAUCAACGAAUGCGGGCAGAACCCGCUGCUCUGCGCCUUCCGCUGCAUCAACACGUUCGGCAGCUACGAGUGCAGCUGUCCGGCCGGGUACACGCUCCGAGAGGACCGCAGGAUGUGCAAAGACCUGGAUGAAUGUGCGGAGGGGCUGCAUGACUGUGAGUCUCGGGGCAUGGCCUGUAAGAACCUCAUCGGCACCUUCAUGUGUGUGUGCCCGGUUGGCAUGACGCGGCGCCUGGACGAUGAGCUGUGCCAAGAUGAGAACGAGUGCCGCACUAAGCCGGGUAUCUGUGAGAACGGCCGCUGUGUGAACACCAUUGGCAGCUACAUGUGUGAGUGUGGGGAGGGCUUCCAGCCGGACUCCACCCGCACGCAGUGCUUAGACUACCGGGAAGGCUUCUGCUUCACAGAGGUGCUGCAGACCAUGUGCCAGAUGUCCUCCAGCAGCAGGACCCCCUCCACCAAGUCCCAGUGCUGCUGUGACGGGGGCCGGGGCUGGGGCAACCAGUGCGAGCUCUGCCCGCUGCCUGGCACCGCCAAGUACAAGAAGCUGUGCCCACACGGCCACGGCUACGCCACUGACGGCAGAGACAUAGACGAGUGCAAACUCAUCCCAGACGUGUGUAAGAAUGGGAAGUGCAUCAACACCAUGGGCUCCUAUAAGUGCCACUGCAAGCCUGGAUACAUCACGUCUAUCAGUGGAACAGCAUGUGUUGACCAGGACGAAUGCUCCAUGUCCCCCAAGCCGUGCAACUUCAUCUGCAAAAACACGGAGGGCAGCUACGCAUGCUCCUGUCCCCGUGGCUACACACUGCAGGAGGAUGGCAGGACCUGCAAAGAUCUGGAUGAGUGUCAGACCAAGAAGCACAACUGCCAGUUCAUCUGUGUUAACACUAUCGGUGGCUUCACCUGCAAGUGCCCUCCUGGUUUUGCUCAGCACCACACAGCCUGUAUAGACAAUAACGAGUGUGCAUCGGAGCCCACCCUGUGUGGGGCCAAGGGCAUCUGCCAGAACACGCCAGGCAGCUUCAACUGCGACUGCCAGCAUGGCUACUCCCUGGACACCACCGGCCAGCACUGCCAAGAUGUGGACGAGUGUAAGAGCACCCACAGGUGUCAGUAUGGCUGCCAGAACAUUCUGGGAGGCUACCGCUGCAGCUGCCCGCAAGGCUACACACAGCACUAUCAGUGGAAUCAGUGUGUGGAUGAAAACGAGUGCUCGAACCCCAGCAGCUGUGGCUCGGCGUCCUGCUACAACACGCUGGGCAGCUUCAAGUGCGCCUGCCCCUCGGGCUACUCCUUCGACCAUCCCAGCAGCAGCUGCCGCGACUUGGACGAGUGCAGCACCCGCAAGAACCCCUGCAACUACGGCUGCUCCAACACCGAGGGGGGCUACCUGUGUGGAUGCCCCCCGGGCUACUUCAGAGUGGGCCAAGGUCACUGUGUGUCGGGCACAGGCUUUGGGAAAGGCCUGUACACGCCUCAUCAAGGAGCGGAAGGAGUGGACGAGGACAACGCCCUCUCCCCUGAGGCCUGCUACGAGUGCAAGAUCAACGGCCACGCCAAGAGGGGGACGCGCAAGAGAAGGGACGCCAAUGACACCGCAGCCGAAGAGCCAGAGGUGAGCCUGGCCAGCCUGGACAUUGACGAGCCGCUGACGCUGACGCUCAACCUCUCCCAGCUGGACGCCGGUCAGCACCUCCUGGAGCUGCGGCCGGCCCUGCGGCCCCUCGACGGGCACGUGCGCUACGCCAUCGCCGGCGGCGACGGGGCGGCCGUCUUCCGCCUGGAGCACAGCGACGACGGCCUCACGUACCUGCACUUGGCGUCUCGGCCGACCCCGGGGAGCUACUCGCUGGAGAUCAGCAGCGCGCCGCUCUACGGUCCGGCCCAGCUGCGGGCGCUCCGCAACAGCAAGGACAGAGACUACCUCUCGGGGGAGCUGGGCGAGAACCUGCACAUGAGACUGCACAUCCAGCUGCAGGAGAACUAG
Molecule: messenger RNA, 8469 nt
Organism: Sardina pilchardus (European sardine)
Lineage: Eukaryota; Metazoa; Chordata; Actinopteri; Clupeiformes; Clupeidae
Product: fibrillin-2-like
Molecular function (GO): calcium ion binding
Source: RefSeq, a predicted model, not a curated record